AUGGACGUAUCUAAGGGGCACGGGUGGCUGGGUGGUUUUCAAAAACGAAAUGCAGUCUCCGCUCAAGGCGAAAAAACGUCUUCACAGAUGUUGACAUCCGACAACGCUGACCACAAUGAACCUGUCAAAGACGCCAUGGUCGCGUUCGCCCAGUCCGCCAGCGUGUUAGGACUCAAGAACGUGGUCGACCCAAAGUCCAGUUUGGUGAGACGCGCUGUGUGGUUGUGCUGCGUUCUGGCAGGUGCUGCCUUCCUUUGUUACCACAUCUGGAACCGAGUCGCAUACUACCAGAGCAACCCAGUCUCCGUAAACGUGGAGGUUCUUUAUUCCCAAGAGCCCUCACUCGUCUUUCCCGCGGUCACUGUGUGUAAUAUAAACAUCUUCAGAAACUCCAGUGUAACUGCUGCCGGAGUCAAGUAUAUGGCCUACGUAUACUCGGCUUCGAGGCUCUCCUGGGAAGGAUUUCAGAGAGUCUCGCAGAUGAAUCUAACGGGCUACAACUGGUCGGAGUUCUUUCGUUUUCAUGGUCAUAGGCCAGAGGAAAUGUUCUUAUUCAACCAGGUGAUGGUUCACUCUCCGAGUGAAACCCCCGUGCCACAGCUAGCCGGCACCAAGGUGACCCCCGGCUCUAUUGUGGACAUUGCAAUCUGGCAAACUCAGGUGGAGAACCUACCGCCUCCUCAUGGAAACUGUCACGACAGCGAACUGGCGUAUUUCCCCGUGUUCUCUCAGCUGAACUGCCUGAAUGAAUGCUACUUUAAUUUCACUCUCGCUAAAUGCGGGUGCCAGUCACCACCUAUGAACUACCUCCCGGACGUCCCAAGUUGUUCUCCUAUCACGAUUUUUCCAUGUUUGACCACGCCCUUCAAAGAGGUCGCCACCGCCAUGUCCACCUGUCGCUGCAGCGCCCCCUGUCGGGAACGCAUCUACAACUAUGCUGUGUCUCACGCCAAGAUGACCAAGGCAUUCAAGCAGGACUUAAUGCACCGGUAUCCCGGCAUUACGGAGAGUUAUAUUGAUGAAAAUGUCGUUAAGGUUAAGAUUUUUUAUAAGACGUUAAACGUAGAAAAGAUGACUCAACAGAAGGCAUAUACAAUGUUGGCGCUGUUUGCAGAUAUAGGGGGCGCUUUAGGACUCAUCUUGGGAAGCACCUUGAUGACGGCUGUGGAAAUCAUCGAUUUUGUAGCCGCCCUGGCGGCAAGACGUCUGUGUGGAGGAAAACUUUAG
This is a messenger RNA of Lingula anatina, 1227 nucleotides long. Its product is annotated as acid-sensing ion channel 3-like. Gene Ontology annotation, molecular function: ligand-gated sodium channel activity. The record is from RefSeq and is a predicted model, not a curated record. Gene Ontology annotation, biological process: sodium ion transmembrane transport. Gene Ontology annotation, cellular component: plasma membrane. NCBI's taxonomy places the organism in Eukaryota, Metazoa, Brachiopoda, Lingulata, Lingulida, Lingulidae.